UUUCACAAAAGAUCAUGUUUCGAGCGAGCGGAGCGUUACUCCAUAUGCGGAGAGAUGAACAGAGACGAAUAAUUUCAAGGUACGUUGAGUGUUUGGAGGAUGCAUUUCGGGAAUGGCGAAACAUCAGCUACGCCACACCCAACCAGGAAAGUUUCGUUAAUGUCAACUGGCACAACUUCAGAAAGCAGACAACUGAGGCAAACGAAUACCCAUGUAUCUUGGAUACUACCAUACACGUUCAACCAAUGUUGAUGACAGUAUGUAGAACUAGGGAGGGAAAGAAAUAUCACUCUCUUGAGUUCAUUAGGAAACUAAAAAGGAUUAAUGGACAGUUUGCAAACCAACUGGGCGGUUACUAUGUCAUGGGCGAGGGUCUACGUUUCGAUGGCAUGUUUGAUCGUACCGUCACUGCUGACAUGAUACCUGUGCCAAACUACACAAGCCGCACUACUCCCAUUGAAGAGCAUCCUUCAAGCAAAGCUGAACUUGGCAAGUCUUCUGUCGAAUUACAUCUUCAGCUUAAAAUCCCGGAUGACGUUUAUGAAUACGUUGGUACAUCACUGAAAGAAAAGCUCAGUCAUCGGGCUGCAAAGUAUAAAGAGCUGGAAAAGUUCGAGAAAGAAAAGACUGACCUCUUUGAAAACUUAAACCAAACGUCAAAGCAGAAACCAAAUAAUCAUUCUGUCGAUAAAUCAAGUCAAAAUUACAGCAAGGGAUCUGAAAAUGAAUUGUUUGGUGGUCUUGAUAGGCUUAGACCUAUUACCAAUACAAAUUCGAAUUGGCACGUAACCUCAGGCGACUUAAUAUACGCGCCAGUUAUCCACGAAUAUUAUGACAAAUAUGGAAAACAUACAUAUGAUAAUGUCAUCGACGAUCCUAAUAAUACGAUCACCCAGCAGAUGAAAACUGCUGAUGACGAUGAACGGGUAAACCAGACUAAUAGUGCACAUGAUGAAUUUCCCGUCGCCGAUGAGAUAAAUCAGUCUCUUCUCACAAAGGAAAUUGGAGAUACGGCUAAGGAGAAUGUUGAAUUGAGAGAUGAGAUAUGUGUGCCUCUAAAUGAAACUGAAGUGGACAUUCGAAAUGUAACAAUGCUUCAGGAUUUGUUUGGGAAACAAGAAGAACGAGUAAAAACUCAAUUGAGCGAGCUGCAAAAUGAAGUGAAAAAGAUGAGAGCAAGUCUAAUAGCACCACCUCCAGCUCAGAUUGAUGGGACAAAUGAAUUGGUGCAGACGGCCAAAAAUACUGCAGUUGAACAGAAAGAGUUAAAUCGUCCUACAACAGAUACUUGCAGGGAGAUGAAACAUGAACAAGAUCGGGGUAUUCUAAAGGCAAAUGAAGAUUCUCUUGAAGCAAGUAAGAAGAUUGUAGAAGCCGAAAAUAAUCGACUGGAAAAAUUGAAAGAAGAACUAAAUGGAGAAAUUUCUAAGGUAGUAGCUGAUAGAACUAAUCUUGAAUUUGAAAAGAAGACGAUUGAAAUGAAAAAGGUAUCACUGGCAUCCAGUGACGAAGUUAACAAAAUUGAUACAGAGCGACUAAAGGAAGGCAAACUAAAGCUGGCAAAGCUCAAAAGCGAACAACAACGACUUGAAGAGGAAUUUGAGGAAAUGAACAAAAUGAGAGAAUUAGAGUUUGAAAAGAAAGCAAGAGAAAUAGAUGCAAAAUUUUGGAAAAAAGAGAUGCAAUGCAAGAAGGAGGAACAUGAAAUAAAAACUAAAGAGGUUGAAUUACAAAUGAAAAGCCAAGCAAUUGAUACAGAAGCAAAUGGAUUUAAAAAGAAAUGGGAUGAUGUGAAUGCAAGGGAGAUGGAGUUCAAAAAGAAAAGCCAUGAAAUGAGUUCGAAAGAAAUGGACUUUAAGAAGAAAGACCUAGAGAUUGAAGCAAAAGAAAAUGACUUGAAACAACAACAAAUACAAUUCGAAAAUGAUAAACGUGAGUUUGAGAAAAUGAAAGAUCUCAUGGUACCAACUCCUUUAAAACCUGUAGCGAAGAAAAGCGUAUCUUUUGCAAGUAUGGUUCCGAAUGACAGUGAAAGUGAUGACCUUAAGACAUAUGGUAGUGAUGAAGAAGAUGUAGUAAGUGAUGUACAACUUGAUGACGAAUUUGACAAUAUUUAUGAAAUUCCUAAAAAGGAGAAAGAACCUCUUAACAAAGAUUGCAAAAUACAAAAUCGUGGAGAAAAAUUGUCAAAGCAAGAAGAACGACAAAGAAAAGAAAAAGCAUUACUCUAUGCUGAAUAUGAACCUAUAAAGCCAAAUGAAAAGCAGAAAGCCGAAGAGGAACAGAAAUUGAAGGAAAAGCAGAAAGCCGAAGAGGAACAGAACUUUAAAGAAAAGCAGAAAGCCGAAGAGGAGCAGAAAUUAAAGGAAAAUCAGAAAGCCGAAGAGGAGCAGAAACUAAAUGAAAAGCAGAAAGCCGAAGAGGAAGAAAAAUUAAAGGAAAAGCAGAAAGCCGAAGAAGAGCAGAAAUUAAAGGAAAAGCAGAAAGCCAAAGAGGAGCAGAAACUAAAGGAAAAGCAGAAAGCCGAAGAGGA
This is a messenger RNA of Owenia fusiformis, 2533 nucleotides long. The record is from the annotation of a GenBank genome assembly. Lineage: Eukaryota; Metazoa; Annelida; Polychaeta; Sabellida; Oweniidae.